Homalodisca vitripennis (glassy-winged sharpshooter) is the source of this 2984-nucleotide messenger RNA. RefSeq names its product peroxisomal multifunctional enzyme type 2 (gene Mfe2). The record is from RefSeq and is a predicted model, not a curated record. The coding region runs from base 171 to 2333 and encodes 720 amino acids. Lineage: Eukaryota; Metazoa; Arthropoda; Insecta; Hemiptera; Cicadellidae. The transcript is spliced from 18 exons. Gene Ontology annotation, molecular function: oxidoreductase activity.
GGUUCUGUUUGUUCAUUAUGAUUAUGCCAAUCAUUACGGGUUUGGUUUGUUUGUUGUUUGUUGAGUGACUUUUCAAAAUAACCUAGCUUUUUGUUGUAGAUUGGAAUAAGAUUUAACUUUCGUUAUUUCGGGCCAUUUAAAGAACUAUUACUUUAAUUGGAUUCACUAACAUGGCUGAGCUGCGAUUUGAUGGGAGAGUAGUAGUUGUAACUGGAGCUGGUGCAGGUCUUGGAAAAGCCUAUGCUUUGUUGUUCGCGUCAAGAGGAGCCGCUGUGGUGGUGAAUGACCUUGGUGGGGGAAGACAUGGAGAUGGUAAAAGCUGUAAUGCUGCAGAUGCUGUGGUGCAGGAGAUAAGGUCAAAAGGUGGCAAGGCUGUACCUGACUAUAGCUCUGUGACGGAGGGAGAGAAAAUAAUAGAAACUGCAUUGGAUAACUUUGGAAGAGUGGAUGUUUUAGUUAAUAAUGCUGGGAUUUUGAGGGAUAAGUCAUUUGCUCGUAUUAGUGACACAGAUUGGAAUUUGAUUCAUGAUGUCCACCUGAAAGGUUCUUUCAAAACAACUCAAGCAGCAUGGCCUCAUUUUCAAAAGCAAAAUUAUGGACGUGUCAUCAUGACUUCGUCCAACUCUGGCCUUUAUGGAAAUUUUGGACAGGCAAAUUACAGUGCUGCAAAGAUGGGGCUUGUGGGUCUAGCAAACACCUUAGCAAUUGAAGGACGUAAAAAAAACAUCCACUGUAAUGUCAUUGUACCAACAGCUGCAUCACGGCUGACCGAGGAUAUUCUGCCUCCAGAUUUCUUUGCCGAGUUGAGGCCAGAGCUGAUUGCCCCAGUGGUGGUGUGGAUGUGUCACGAGGCAUGUGAGGAUAAUGGAGCUGUCAUCGAGUCUGCUGCAGGCUGGGCAGCCAAAUGUCAGCUGGUGCGAGGAGAAGGCAGUCCUCUGAGAUUGCGUCUGUCUGACGCUGUGACACCAGAAGCUGUCCAGAACAACUGGGGCAGGGUCACAGACAUGAGCAAGGCGGUAGCUCUCAGCUCUAUCCAGGAAGCAACAGGUGGUCUGAUGGGAACCUUAGAACAGAUGAAAGAAAAUGAAAAAUCACCUUCCCCAGACAAGGUUGAUGAAUCAACAUAUGUUGUUACGAACAACACUUGCAUUCUGUAUGCAUUAGGUGUUGGCACAGAUGUGAGAGAAAGUUCAAACUUAAAAUUCUUAUAUGAAAACCAUGAAGAUUUCAGUGCUCUUCCUUCAUACGCAUGCAUCCCCAGUCAGAUAGCCGUAAUGUCUGCAGAUUUAGGAUCAGACAUCAUUCCUGGAAAAUCAGUUGAUUUAUCAAGGGUGCUGCAUGGAGAACAGUAUGUGGAGUUAUUCAAGCCAAUGCCAACCAGUGGAACACUUACCUCUCGAGUUUCCAUUGCUGAUGUUCUGGACAAGGGGAAGGGUGCGGUAAUACUCUAUGAUGUGGAUACAUUUGAUGAAAGUGGAGACAAGGUGGCGUAUACUCAGUUAGCUGGUUUUAUUGUGGGUGCUGGAGGCUUUGGUGGGAAAAGAGAUUCUCCUAAAGCUGUGUGUACUGUUGAUCAUCCACGCAGAAACCCAGACAUCAGUGUCAAACAGAAAGUUGACCAUAAUCAGGCUGCUCUGUACCGGUUAUCUGGAGACCUCAACCCUCUUCACAUUGACCCCAGCUUUGCUCAGAUCUCAGGUUUUCAACAGCCGAUCCUUCACGGAUUGUGUUCACUUGGCUUCUCCUUGAGAUUGGUUCUAUUUGUCUAUGGGGAAAACAACCCUUCACUCUGCAAGGCUUUCAAAGCUCGCUUUGUAAAGCCAGUGUUGCCUGGUCAGACAUUAAAAGUUGACAUGUGGAGAGAAGGCAACAGAGUGCACUUUGAGACUUUGGUCGUUGAAUCUGGCAACGUUGUCAUAUCAGGUGCUUACAUGGACUUGGCUCAGAUGUGCAAGGUUGUUGUCCCUCAUCCGGUUUCAGCCAGUGGGCUCAUGAGUGAACAGGUCUUCUCUGCCAUGAAAGAGCGUAUUGACGCAGAUGUGGAAAAGGCUAAAGCUGUUAAUGGUGUUUUCUUGUGGAACAUCACCAACAAUGGAAAAGUUGAAGGCCUUUGGACUCUCGACUUGAAGAAAGGUACUGUCUACAAGGGCAAUCCAGAGGAAGGAACUGUAGUAGACACAACAUUGACUAUUGAUGACAAGGACAUGAUGGAUAUGGCUGUAGGUAAACUUGAUCCAAGAUCUGCAUUCAUGAAAGGAAAGCUGAAGAUUAAAGGGAAAAUCAUGCUGACACUAAAGUUAAAAUCUCUAAUAUCAGCAGAAGCCAAACUUUAAAUGUUAUGUUUAUAGAAAGUGGUGUUGGUCAUGACAUUUCAUUUCCACUGUUGAGCCUUGUUUCACUUAUUCCUCAGGGUAGGUUAGUUAAAAUAUUGUGCUAUUUGUAUUCAUAGAAGUAUCAGUGUUAAAGUUACAGUACUUUUUAUAAUUUCAUAUGAAGCAAAGCAUAUUAAAAUUGUCUUCUAUUUUUAAUACAUAAUGGCUCAUUCAAAUUUGGUUUUUUAGACAGUCUAAAUAAAAUUUUAAGAUUUUAUGGUUUUAGUGUAUAUUAAUUUGUAUGUCUUCAACUCAUUUACUCAGAUUCAUCUUUGUUAAUAUAAGACUGAAAAAUUAUUAAAUGUAGAUUUAGCACUCAUAUCUCAUACAGUUAAUUCCAUGUGUUUAACUAAGGUUUCCAUGUUAUAUAUAUAUACGUAGUUAUAUAAAUUGGGAAUGACUAAGAUGAUCAUACAAUAUUUUUAUUAAUAGUAACCAAUUGGUAAUGAUAAGGUUUUACUAGAAAUAUGUUUUUCCUCAUGUUAGAAUAAUUAAAAUUUGUAAAGCAUUACAUUUAUAUUUUGUAACUAAAGGUUCAUUUUGUAUUACUAGCCUAGUCUGCAUUUGUUGUAUUUGAUGUUUUAUAUGAAAAUACAUUUUAUAUUGUUAGCA